AUGCCUCCUGUCAAGAAGGCAAUUAUCAUCGGCGGUGGCCCAGCCGGACUCGCAGCGGCGAUACGCCUCAAACAAUAUAAUGGUGUUGAUACGACCGUCUACGAAAUCCGGCCGGAACCGACCACACUAGGCGGCGCAGUGAACAUCCCUUCCAACGGCUUACGCCUCAUUCAUCGGCUGGGCCUGUAUGAGGAGCUCUGCGCCCGAGGGUCCUCCGCCUCGCAGCUCACUGUGCACUCCAUGCAAGGCGCCGUUCUGGCGGAUUUUGAUAUGGCAGGAUGGAGCCGCACUAAAGUGGGAUUUGGUUUCAUGCGCGUCUUGCGAACCGACCUUGUUGACGUGCUCCUGGAAGCGACCAAGCAGCAAAACAUCCCGGUUCACUUCGGUAAACGUAUGGAACUCAUUACGGAGGACGAUAAUGGAGUCAAGGUUACAUUCUCCGAUGGCACAACUGUGUCUUCUGAUCUACUUCUUGGCUGUGACGGUAUUCACUCUGCAGUCCGCUCGCUGCACGUCGACCCAGCAGCAAAGCCGGUAUAUUCGGGCAUUUCCAACAUGUUCGCAAUACUGCCGACAUCUCGCCUGUCAGGUAGCAAUGGAGCAAUACCUCCCGCUUUGCACGCCACAUUGACCCCUGAGGGACUUCUGGGACUAAUGCCGUGUACCGCCUCUGGAGACCAUUUAUACUGGUUCUAUUCGCGUGAGAUCCCAGUGCCUGAUGGGGGAAUCAACCGCGAAGGGUGGGAAGAGUUCGGCAAAAGAGCAGUUGAUGGUUUCAAGCAGAAUGUACUCGAGGUAAUUCGGAGCGGGACUGGGAGCUGGUUGGAUCUAUUGCGCGACAUCAUCCGUAAAACCGAUACUAUCAAAUUCUACCCCAUAUACAAGAUGCCCACGACUGCGGCCUGGUCCACAAAACGCUGCUUGCUCAUCGGUGAUGCUGCGCACGCAAUGCAGCCACAUGCAGGUCAAGGCACCUCGAUGGCCUUAGAGGACGUCUUCUUGCUUUCACGGCUCCUGGAAGGCUCCACGGGUUCGCUGAUCGAACUAUUCCGGGCCUACGAAACCAUUCGCAGACCCCGUGUCGAGGCAAUCGCUCGCCUCUCAAGUGAAAAUGGAGAGAUACGGAAGAAUGCGAGUCCCAUCGGGUUCAAGGUUAAGGAAAUUGCAAUUGGGUUGGGGUUCUGGUUAUACAAAUUGGCGGGGUUGCAGAAGUGGGGAAUCGGCAUGCAGCAGAAAGAGUUCGUCUACGACAUCAUGGACGAGCCCCUUCCAUCGAGGAGCAAUGAUAAUUGA
Molecule: messenger RNA, 1293 nt
Organism: Aspergillus udagawae
Lineage: Eukaryota; Fungi; Ascomycota; Eurotiomycetes; Eurotiales; Aspergillaceae
Product: FAD-dependent oxidoreductase
Exons: 2
Coding region: 1-1293 (430 amino acids)
Molecular function (GO): FAD binding; monooxygenase activity
Source: RefSeq, a predicted model, not a curated record